AUUUAUUUAUUUAUUACCCCCACUAAAUCAAGUUAGCACCCUUUACGCUCGUAUUCUCCCUUUCUUUGUCUUUAUCCAAAUGAAAUUAAGAAUCAAAUCAAAUCCAAUUUGAAAUUAUAGGGUUUUUCUCAAGAGGAAAAUAGUGUAGAAAACCCAAUUUUGUGGCGAAAGGCCGGGUGUAUAAGCCUAGGGUUUUUGAGUUGACAGAUCUGUGUGGCUGAGUCUAAAAGUGAAUCAUAAUCCUCAGGAUUCACCAUGUUUUGGCACAUGGGCCUCCCCACUGCAUCACCAGGUACGGGAACAUGGUUAAAAACAGUCCAAAUUUCGGCUACGGGUGGAGACCAUUUUAGACAAAGAAAAUUUUACACUGGAGGAACUUCUGGAUGAGGAUGAGAUAAUUCAAGAAUGUAAAUAUGUUAAUGGCCGUCUUAUUAAUUUUUUGCAGGAAAGAGCUCAAAUUGAGCAACUAAUUAGAUACAUAGUGGAAGAAGCUCCAGAGGAUGCUGAGAGACUACGCUCGUUGAAGUUUCCUUUCAUUGCUUGUGAGAUUUUCACUUGUGAGGUUGAUAUAAUACUCAAAGCUUUGAUAGAGGACGAGGAUUUGAUGGACCUGCUUUUCUCAUUUUUGGAUCCUGAACGCCCCCAUAGCACACAGUUAGCUGGCUACUUCGGCAAGGUGGUUGUGUGUCUCUUGUUGCGGAAGACAAUUCCUCUAGUGAAUUACAUACAGGCUCAUCAAGAUAUUAUCAGGAAGCUUGUCGAUCUCCUCAGAAUUACAUCUAUUAUGGAGGUUUUAAUUCGUUUGAUUGGUACUGAUGAACAUAUACCUGGAAACUCUGUGGACUCAAUGCAGUGGUUGGAAGAUGUGAACGUGCUGGAAAUGAUUCUUGAUAAGUUCAGCUCAUCGGACUGCCCAAAAGUGCAUGCUAAUGCUGCAGAAACUCUGUGUUCAAUAACUCGGUAUGCUCCCCCGGGGCUAGCUUCAAAAAUCUCCAGCCCAAGUUUUAUAGGAAGAUUGUUUCGUCAUGCUUUGGAGGACUCACGACCAAAAUCUGUAUUGGUUAAUGUGUUGUCCAUUUGCAUAUCUUUGUUAGACCCCAAGAGGCUAACUUCAGUGACUUAUUAUAUGUACAACCGCCAACUGGCUUAUGGAUCAGGAAUCACUGCCAAACCUGAGACGGUAGGAGCCAUGCUGGAGAGACUAGGUGAUCUCCUCAAGCUUUUGGAUCUUUCAUCUGACCAUGUCUUGCUGACUACUUAUGGCAAGUUGCAGCCUCCUCUUGGAAUGCAUCGUUUGAAGAUUAUAGAGUUCAUUUCAGUCUUAGUGACUGCUAGUAGUGAAGUUGCAGAAAAGGAAAUGAUUCGAUUGGGUGCUGUAAAACGUAUUUUAGAAUUCCUUUUUGGGUAUCCGUACAACAAUUUCUUACAUCAUCAUGUAGAACAAAUGGUACUUUCUUGCUUGGAGAGCAAGAAUGCUGAGUUUGUUGAACAUCUACUUCAUGAUUGUAAUCUUACUGGCAAGAUUCUUGAAGCAGAAAAGAACUUCACAUUGUCUGUUGAUAUAAACAGGCCGACUGUCACUGCCGAGGGCAAAUUGCCUCCCAGGAUAGGGAAUAUUGGACAUUUAACUCGUAUUGCUAACAAACUUAUUCAAUUGGGGAAUGACAACAAAGAUGUACAGACAAUUGUGCAGGAAAAUGGCGAGUGGGUUGAAUGGCAGACAAAUAUUCUCCUUAAGCGCAAUUUGGUGGAGAAUGUCUUCCAAUGGGCAUGUGGGAGGCCGACUUCCCUACAGGAUCGGACAAGGGAUAGUGAUGAUGAUGAUUACCAAGAUAGAGAUUAUGAUGUUGCAGCUUUGGCUAAUAACUUGAGCCAGGCCUUUCAAUAUGGAAUCUAUAGCGCUGAAGAUAUUGAACAGGCUCAUUGCUCUCUAGAACGGGAUGAUGAGGAUAUGUACUUCGAUGAUGAAUCUGCAGAAGUUGUCAUUUCUUCCCUUCGUUUAGGAGAUGACCAGGAAAGUGGUUCUCUUUUCACGAACUCCAAUUGGUUUGCACUUGAGGAUGACAGAACAGUUAAUGAACCGUCAACUGAUUUAGUUGCUUCCGCAUCCCCUAACAUUGAGACAACUGAAAUUGUCAAUGGAGAAGCUGCAGUUGAUGCCAUUAUCAAUGAAGACAAGGAUUUAACAGACACUGCAUCAUCUGAAGCUCAUGAACCAAAAGGGAGUUUAGAUGAUCCUGUGGCUUGCAGUUCGUCGGGUUUAAAUGAAGUUGGAACAGAGGGGCAUGAGAAAUCACAAAUAUCAGAUGAAAGAAUAAAAAUAUCAGAUUCAGCCAAGUUGUCUUCAAUCUUGAAUUCUGCUGAAACAUCUAAUGCAGCUCAGCCACCAUCUCUACCAGAUCGUGAUGUUCAAGUGGAAUCAGAAGCUCGGCCAGAUGAUGUUGGCCAGAAUGCUGGAGACACUUCCUCCGCCUCUGUUGAUAUGCCAGCACAUAGUUUGGAGUCACUUAAUCUAACAGAGAGAGAAUCUGGGACAACUCCUUCACAUGCAGAAGGUGAAGGGGCCUCAAACAUUGUAAAGACAGAUUCUCUUGCUGGAACAGAUGGCUCGUCUAGACCUCCUGAACAUGAAGAAUAGAAGAAAUGAUCAAGGGAGUAAAAUGUAAUUUGCGUCUAGUGCUGUCAAGAAGAACUAAGCACUUGUAGCCUUGACUAGGGUGAAGAACAAGGAAUUCUGCUGCUUACUGACUGGUAACCACGUGCUGUCAUCUCAUUUGAUGGCUAACAGAUUCUAGUAGGUACUUGGCUCCAAGCUUCCUCAAAUUAUCUAUGUAUUUUAGAUUUAGAUUUGUCGAGUUGGUUUUGCGAAAUUGUUACGAAACUGACAGAUACACAGUUGCUCUCUGUAUAAAAGAGAGAUUCAAUUUAAACGCACAAAUCCUCUCUAAACUAAUUGCUUAAUAAGAUAUAAGCUAGCAAAAGUACAGAUAAUGUUCCCACAAAAAUACCUUUGAAUAUAUUCAUUAUAUUUUAGUCU
Molecule: messenger RNA, 3037 nt
Organism: Olea europaea var. sylvestris
Lineage: Eukaryota; Viridiplantae; Streptophyta; Magnoliopsida; Lamiales; Oleaceae
Product: serine/threonine-protein phosphatase 6 regulatory subunit 3-like
Exons: 21
Coding region: 605-2638 (677 amino acids)
Molecular function (GO): protein phosphatase regulator activity; protein phosphatase binding
Source: RefSeq, a predicted model, not a curated record